Orbilia oligospora ATCC 24927 is the source of this 1119-nucleotide messenger RNA. RefSeq lists its product as uncharacterized. The coding region runs from base 1 to 1119 and encodes 372 amino acids. The transcript has a single exon. The record is from RefSeq and is a predicted model, not a curated record. NCBI's taxonomy places the organism in Eukaryota, Fungi, Ascomycota, Orbiliomycetes, Orbiliales, Orbiliaceae.
AUGGUUAGGCGAACCCGGACACGGAAGGUCAUCAAUGCUAUCGGCUUCUGUAUCUUUGUUCCCUUUGGUCUCGUUUGGAUUUCCGGGGAGGCAUUGUAUGAACUUGCUAAAGACGAGUCUAAAGUCCAAAAGAAACUCUACCAGGAAAAGAAAAAGUACAGAACACGGAAGUCGCUCGCUCCUCCAGAACCCAGCAAACUAAAAGUCAGCUUGCCUUCGAUCUUUGGAAAGCAAGAAGAGCCGGUCGAAUUCGACUCCGUAGACCCCCAAUUUCAAUCAAGACUUCUCAGUCUUCCCGGCGAGAUACGAGAUCUCAUCUACCAAUACGCUCUAGGCGGGCACACAUUUCACUUUAUUAAACCGAAAAAUCGCUUACGCCACUCCCGUUGCAACCUACCUUUCCUCCCAUGUCCCGACAGCAAGCUCUGGCCUUCAGGACCAUGUGGCGAGGCCGACCAUAGCCGCUCUUGCAUUCCAAAUGUUUACAAUCGUGCUAGCGCAUACGAGGAUCCAGAUCGUGUCGAAAGGCUCGGAAUGUUCGCACACUGCACCGGCGGCAUGAUCCGCGCUUGUCGCAGUAUCUACCUCGAAGCUUCCGACUACCUUUACUCCACCAAUAUGUUCUGCCUCAACACACUAGACAUGUUGAUCCAUCUCCGUAAUUCGAUUUCUCCCCGACACUUCGGGCUUAUUAAGCACCUACAGAUCACACACCAAGUCACCCACUUUGAGCAAUUCGUCUCCGAGCGUAAGAACUCUCGCAAGAUACCGCUAUACCCUCCAUACGACAACAAGACGUGGAAAGAAGUCUGGCGGAUCAUAUCUGAGGAAAUGCAUGGAUUGAAGGACCUACGUGUUCGUGCUUUUGGGGAGAAUAUCUCUAUUCGGACAACUAGGGUCUGGAGAUUGUGUAUGCUCGAAGAAAUGAGAAAGGUCAGAGGGUUGGACCACUUUUCCUUCGACUCGGACAAUCUUUUCAUGAAAAGAGGCAAUUUAGACUACGCCGAAUGGGAAGAAGAUGUUAUUACCGCAAAGGAGCAAUUGAAAACCGAAGUCAUGAUGCCGAAGAAUACUAUGAAAGUUGAAUACAAGGAGAAAAUCAUCGAAAUCGAGCGUUAA